AUGUCAGCUAUCACGCGUUUAUUGUCCCACGCGCUCAAUAAACCCUAUCGAUCUCGAGAUAUUCCCGAAUCUGUACCGUGCCUCAACGAAAAUGGAUAUGUCGACUUCGCCCCCGGCGACAUCGAGAACCCUCACAACUGGUCGAUGGCUCGCCGUGUUGCCAUCACUAUAAGUGCCGUUUUACUCGUCGUGAAUGCCACAUUCGCCUCAAGCUCUCCCAGUGGCUGUUUUGGUUCCAUCUCCAAAGAGUUCGGGGUCUCGACCGAGGUAGCUGGUCUCACAAUCACGCUUUUCCUGCUCGGUUACUGCGCCGGUCCCCUCUUCUUCGCUCCCCUCAGCGAGUUCUACGGCCGUCGGUGGGUUUUCUACAUCAGUUUCACGCUUUAUCUUGCGUUCAACUUCCUAUGCGCCUUCGCACCCAAUCUGGGGGCCCUGCUAGUGGGUCGGUUCCUCACAGGAACUUUUGUCUCCGCUCCUUUGAGCAACGCUCCAGGUGUCCUCGCUGAUCUAUGGGAUCCGCUUCAGCGCGCCAACGCCAUGGCCGGUUUUUCGGCAAUGGUUUACAUCGGACCGGCUCUUGGUCCCGUUAUCGCAGGCUUUCUGGAGCUGGAGAAGGAUUGGCGAUGGAGCUUUUAUGUGCUGCUCUGGCUCGGUGGAGGAACGGCUGUCGUGAUGUUGACCAUCCCGGAGACAUACGCACCGAUAGUUUUGUACAACAAGGCGAAGCGAGUUCGAAAGGCAAAGAUCCCUGGGUACGAGAAUGUGAAAGCUGAAGUCGAGGACGGCGAUCGGACGCUUGUUGGUAUCUAUAAGGUGGCACUGACGCGGCCAUGGAUCAUCCUUUUCGACCCGAUUUCUCUACUUUGCGCCAUCUAUAUGGCAGUUGUCUAUACCUUGCUCUACAUGCUUUUCAGUAUCUAUCCCAUUGUGUUCCAAGAGAAACGCGGAUGGAACUCUGGUGUGGGCGAGUUGCCAUUGAUUGGGACCAUUGUUGGCGCGUUGAUCGGUGGUUUUAUCGUUUGGGUUGACACUCGCCUUCAGCAGCGAAAGAUUGAGAGGGGUGAGAAGAAAAUGGAAGAUGCCGUUCCUGAAGAUCGAUUAACCUUAGCGAUGAUUGGUGGGAUUAGCUUUCCGGCAACCAUGUUCUGGUUUGCGUGGUCAGCUGAAUAUAACUCUGUACACUGGAUCGUUCCCACUCUCGCUGGAUGCUUCCUCGCGAGCUCCUUGGUGCUCAUCUUUGUCGCAUACCUGAACUACCUUGUGGAUUGUUAUCUGAUGUACGCUGCCUCUGCCAUUGCUGCAAACACCAUUGCUCGCUCGGCCUGCGGGGCUGCCGCUCCGCUUUUCACCAACCAGAUGUUUACCGCGCUGGGUGUUGGAGGUGGAGGAAGCCUCAUCGGUGGCGUUGCUACCCUGCUAGCGUGCAUUCCUUUCCUCUUCUACAAGUAUGGAAAGCAGAUCAGAAUCCGAAGCCGAUUUGCACCGACGGCGGACGCUCACACGCAUGAAAUAUCGGAUGAGGAGAUUGGUUCACCAGAUAAGACUAUUCAGCCUUCUAUGUCGCAGUCCAGUGAGAGCGACGCAAUAGAGCGGAUAGAGGAUUGA
Messenger RNA from Penicillium lagena, 1605 nucleotides. Its product is annotated as MFS transporter. Bases 1 to 1605 code for a protein of 534 amino acids. The transcript has 2 exons. Lineage: Eukaryota; Fungi; Ascomycota; Eurotiomycetes; Eurotiales; Aspergillaceae. Gene Ontology annotation, molecular function: transmembrane transporter activity. Gene Ontology annotation, biological process: transmembrane transport. The record is from RefSeq and is a predicted model, not a curated record.